AUGAAGCCUUUGCAAAUAGUUUUUAUGGGCGAUCGAGAGGUUGGAAAGACAAGUCUCAUCCAUCAGUUCAUGUAUGGGGUUUUCACCGAAAGGACUUCAGCAACCCUCGGGCAAUCCUAUCACGAAACAGUACGCCUACCAAAUGGUCUGCACAAAAUGGUGGAAAUUUUGGAUACUACAGGGUUACAAGAAUUUCCCGCAAUGAGAGAAAUGUACAUUCAGAAGAGUAACCAUUUUGUAGUUGUCUACUCAGUGGAAUGUCCAAACUCUUUCUCAACAGCACAAAAUCUAUGCAACGAGAUACGAAGAAUUAAAGGAAUUCAUUUCUCGAACAUCCUUUUAGUCGGUAAUAAAAUGGACAAAGGAUCAUCAAGAAAAGUCUCAACCAACUUCGCUUUUCAAACUGCAGCUUUGGAAAUGAACAUUGGGUUUUUAGAAACCAGUGCCUAUUUGAACUUGAACGUAAACUCUAUUUUCCACUCAAUUCUGCAGAAUUGUGCCGAUGGAACUGUAGUACCAAAGAUUCAAGGAAAGCGAAGACUUAGAAUUCAUAGUGAUUCUGAAUUACGAGUCUCAAAAUCAAAAUUUGAAACUAAUAAAUCAGUGCAAAAGGUUAUCAGUAAAUCAGCAUUGACAUUAACAAAACUCUCUGAAAAAGAACUGGCCAUGGAUCCAGCGAGAAAGCAAGUGGUGAGGCGCUAUGUGUGUGACUUCUACCCGGAAUUUAAACCCGAGGAUUCCUGGAGAGUAUCGUCGCCAAAUAAACGAGUCACUGAGGCGAAACGACAAGAGACUGAAGAAGGGCAGUGUCAGGCUUGUGAUGCCCAUUGUACCAGAGAGUGA
Saccostrea cuccullata (small rock oyster) is the source of this 843-nucleotide messenger RNA. Its product is annotated as ras-related protein Rap-1b-like protein. Gene Ontology annotation, biological process: signal transduction. Gene Ontology annotation, molecular function: GTPase activity; GDP binding; GTP binding. The coding region runs from base 1 to 843 and encodes 280 amino acids. The record is from RefSeq and is a predicted model, not a curated record. Gene Ontology annotation, cellular component: plasma membrane. Lineage: Eukaryota; Metazoa; Mollusca; Bivalvia; Ostreida; Ostreidae. The transcript has 4 exons.